UCCCAGCGCGCGCGUAGCCUAGCCACCCGUGCAUAUCUAUUCUCUCCAAAUCUCAAAGCGUCCGUACGUCGCGCGCGAGCAGAUGGGCGGCGCUCUCGUUCCUCUCCUCGUCUCCGUGGUACUACUCGUCGUGGCGGCGGCGCGUGCCCCGGCGGCCUCCGCGGCGCCGCGGGCAUUCUUCGUCUUCGGCGACUCCCUCGUCGACAACGGCAACAACAACUACCUCCUCACGACGGCGCGCGCCGACGCGCCGCCCUACGGCAUCGACUUCCCAUCGCACCGCCCCACCGGCCGCUUCUCCAACGGCCUCAACAUCCCCGACAUCAUCAGUGAGCACCUCGGGGCGGAGCCUGCGUUGCCGUACCUGAGCCCGGAGCUCCGGGGGGCGAAGCUGCUCGUCGGCGCCAACUUCGCGUCGGCCGGCGUUGGGAUCCUCAACGACACGGGAGUGCAGUUUGUGAAUAUAAUUAGGAUCGGAGAUCAGCUGCGUUACUUCGGGGAGUACCAGCGCAAGCUGAGGGCAUUCGCCGGCGAGGAGCAGGCGGCGAGGCUUGUCAGCGGGGCUCUCGUGCUCAUCACAUUGGGAGGCAACGACUUCGUCAACAACUACUACCUGGUGCCCAUGUCCAUGCGGUCUCGCCAGUACGCGCUCCCGGACUACGUCCGCUACAUCGUCUCGGAGUACAGGAAAAUCCUUGCGAGGUUGUACGAGCUUGGGGCGCGUCGCGUGAUCGUAACGGGGACGGGGCCGCUGGGGUGCGUGCCGGCGGAGCUGGCGCAGCACAGCGGCAACGGCGAGUGCGCGGCGGAGCUGAACCGCGCCGUGGACCUCUUCAACCCGCAGCUGGUGGACAUGGUGCGCGGCCUCAACCGCGACGCCGGCGCCGACGUCUUCGUCUCCGCCAACACCUACCGCGCCAACUUCGACUACCUCGCCAGCCCGCAGAGCUACGGGUUCACGGACGUGAAGGUGGCGUGCUGUGGGCAGGGGCCGUACAACGGGAUCGGGCUGUGCACGGCGGCGUCCAACGUGUGCGCCAACCGGGAGGUGUACGCGUUCUGGGACGCCUUCCACCCGACGGAGCGGGCCAACCGCAUCAUCGUCGCCCAGUUCAUGCAUGGGUCCACCGACUACAUGCACCCCAUGAACCUCAGCACCAUACUCGCCAUGGACCAGGAGGGUCCUCUUUAGCUAACUGGUUACCACUGCUAUCCAGACCAGUGCUGCUCUCUCGGUCAACACAACAACAGCUUAGCUUGUGUGGACUGUCGUGGCAUUUCAUCUCACUCCUCAGCUUGGAGUACUAUUGUUUUAUUUUAUUUUGAGUUGGUACUAUUAAUCCUCCUCAUCCAUCGAUGUCACUUGUGCUUGGCCAGAAAUAGUUUGCUCGUAACGGCA
Molecule: messenger RNA, 1399 nt
Organism: Hordeum vulgare subsp. vulgare (domesticated barley)
Lineage: Eukaryota; Viridiplantae; Streptophyta; Magnoliopsida; Poales; Poaceae
Product: GDSL esterase/lipase At5g33370-like
Exons: 5
Coding region: 83-1192 (369 amino acids)
Molecular function (GO): hydrolase activity, acting on ester bonds
Source: RefSeq, a predicted model, not a curated record